This is a messenger RNA of Cantharellus anzutake, 1101 nucleotides long. RefSeq lists its product as uncharacterized. The record is from RefSeq and is a predicted model, not a curated record. The transcript is spliced from 4 exons. NCBI's taxonomy places the organism in Eukaryota, Fungi, Basidiomycota, Agaricomycetes, Cantharellales, Hydnaceae. The annotation marks the transcript as partial. Gene Ontology annotation, molecular function: nucleic acid binding; zinc ion binding.
GGGGGGGCAUAAGACAUGGGAGUGCCCAACGAGUCUUACAUGUUGGAAUUGUGGUGCUAGAGGGCAUCGGAACACAGAGUGCACGGAGCGCCGGGGAACGAGGUUAUGUUCACGGUAAACUGCAUACAUCACCUCACACAUGUUCAUCUUCAGGCCUGUCCCACCAUUUGGAGAGUGUAUUCAUACAUUUCUUCAAGAAGACGCGAGAAGGUUUUGCUUGCACGGACGGACAGUAGCCGUCUGAAUUCUGAUAGUGGUGAAGGAUUUGUUGGUUGGGAUAGAAUGUGUUUCAUAUGUGGCGCCUCCGGCCACUGGGCUUUCGACUGUCCGAGUGCGUCCAAACGUCCACCGGAGCCGCAUGCUUUCUCGGACCACAUCGCGGAUAUGGGGGCUUUCGGUGACGGGUACCCAGAUGAGCACACCAGUCGAACCGCCGCUCACGCAAUCAACCAUUUACGGCAAGCCACGCAGAAACUUCGCGAAGAAGAAUAUCAUCGUACUUUUGUACCUAAGGCCGGAAAGGAGGCCAGGGUGCGCAUGCGUGCCAAGGAUCGUGCGCAAGAGAAGGGCCUCUACGAGGAAGACGAUUGGUUUUCAGCUCGAGCGCAGGCAAGAGCUGCUAGGUGAGGGCGACGUCUGUUGGGACGAGGAUGUAUCACGUAUGGGCUCGAAUGGAACGAGGAUAAGGAGUGUUUGUCUGAUUCCUCCCGUGGGGUUUGUUGCACAGUCCUGUAGGACCUGAGCUGUAUCAUGGUAUUCUGACGGCGUUAUGUUAAGUGAGACUCUGCUCUGCUGCUUCCCCUGCAACCACAAUGCUGCUGCUCGAAUUUUCGAUAUCAAUUCAGCUUUCAUUAUGCCCUCCCCGUUCUGUGCAACAACUGUGACACGCGAAGGCGACAACCCAUUCUGCUGAAGGCCUUAAUGUCAGGGCACGUUACGACGCCUGGAUUGUUACGUCUCUUUCAUUGUUCGAAUCCUCGGGGAUCCAGAGGCUGCUCCAGUGCCCAACGUGAUUAGCUGGCUUUGGGUCUAAGAGGCUCUCCCGGGUCGAUGAGCGAAUGACGUAGAUAGCGCCUACACGCGGCAGUAGCUUGCGUAGUC